AUGUCGAAUAUAGCAACUUCACAUAGACCACCAGGGUUAAACGAAAAGAACGGGACUAAUAUGAUCAAUAAUGGUGGAGAAAACGUUGAUUUAUUUGGGACGGAAAACAUCAGAGAUGUGUACCCUGGUGUUGAAACAGGCGGUUGGGUUCAAGGGGAGUCAGCUGAUAAGAUAGAUUGGUUAGAAUUGGUGGGUAACGAAGAUUUCAAAAGGCAUUUAAAGACCGGGGAGCAUAUGAAGGUUUAUCGGAAGAAGAAGGGGUUCAAGCAGUUUAGGAGACUUAUACUAGCACAAGAGUUACGGCCCUUUGGCAAUGAAUUUCAAGACUCUUCAUCUUCGAACGAGAAGGGUACGGCAACAGAACCCAUGAAAAAUGGUGGCGCUGUGUGGUGCAUAAGGUUUAGUCAUGACGGAAAGUUCAUGGCAACGGCAGGGAAAGAUGAAAUACUUCGCAUCUGGAAAGUAAUAUCAUCUCCAGCAGAAAGGCUUGAAUUGAACCAGCAUUCUAUUUCAUUUUUGAAAUCCACUGCUAAUGCUAUAUCUCAGUUGAACGGACAACUAGCGCAAUACGGAGGCGAUACCGAUUCUGCGUCGCUAAAUUCUGGUUCAAGUAAUACUCACGUUGACUCACUAGGAAGUUCUAAUGCAAAUAGAGAUGGAUUUUCAACAAAAGCUGUUCCACAGGAGCAACAAGGGCAAACUCAAGGACACCGACAUCCUUACGGUCUAGGUGAUUCGUACUGUGGUGUUUUCCAUCCAAACCCAUUGGUAACAUUUCAUGAACAUACAGACGAUAUUCUAGACAUAGACUGGUCGAAGAACUCAUUCAUACUUACGGGGUCUAUGGAUAAAAGCUGCAAGCUAUGGCAUUGUGCAAGGCCUACGUCUUUGAAGACGUUUGUACAUUCGGAUUUCGUUACAGCGGUCAGAUUCCAUCCAGAAGACGAUAGGUUCUUUCUAAGCGCAUGCCUUGACCAGAAAUGUAGGCUGUGGUCGAUCUUAGAGAAGCAAGUAAUAUUCGAAUAUGAUUGUGGGGAUUUGAUUACGGCUAUGGAUAUAUCUUAUGAUGGUAACUAUACAAUUUUGGGUACAUUUAACGGUUAUAUCCACGUAUUAAUAACCAAAUCCUUGGAACUACUUUUCAGUUUUAACGUCCUUGAUAAAGACUCAGAGUUGAAAAAGUGUCAUAGGACAAGCAGGAGGUUAAAGAAGCAAUCAAGUGAUAAGGCAAAAAAUGGUCCUAAGAUUACAGGACUAGAGUUUAUACAAAAGGAUGCACGUAAUUAUAAGAUUUCGUCCAAGGAUGUCAGUGAUUGGUUCCUUGUCAGCAGCAACGAUUCAAGAAUAAGAAUUUAUACGUUAAAUCAAGAGUUUGUUUCGGUGAUGAAAGGUCAUUCCAACGAGCAUUCCCAAAUCACGGCACAUAGCACAGUCACGAGGUCGGGAAAGGCUUAUGUUGUUAGUGGUAGUGAAGACCACUGGAUAUACUGCUGGAAGUUAUCUGAUGAGGUAGUAAAAUCAACUGAAACGUCCAGCAAGGACUCAAAGUCGACCCGUUCAAGAUCAGGUUCCCUGCGCAGUUUCUGUAGAAGACGCAACAACGAUUCUGUGGCAUCGGAGACGCUUGACGCUGUUUUGUCUCGUGGCUACACCAAAAAUCAUCAAGUGUCCUCAAACUCAAACUACAUUGGAUUCCACGCGCACCAUCAUCCAAUUACAUGUGCUACAGCGGUGCCCAUGCAGGUGACAAAAGUUCUGUCGUUGAGUAACGAUUUAAUCUGUGAAUUAACGAUGCAGUUUUGGGAGACUACGGAUGACUUUACCAUGGAAAGCGCCUCAAAGAAUGCCAGAGCCAAGAAAAACGGGAACGCCAUUUCAUCUAAUGAUGGACAGAAAACCGAUUGCAGAAGGAAAAUCAGUAUUGAUAAGACGAUUCCUAAUGUAAAGGGGAAAAGUGGUGUGUCUGGCGCUCAGUCAAAUAAUGUACCGAACAUACAAAUAUCUGAUGGUGACAAUCGUACCACAAACGCUGUCAAUGGUACGACAGCUGCUAACCCACCGUCGUUGAUAGAAUUUAUCGGAGGUAUCGUAGUGAGUGCUGAUACGACAGGUGUGAUUAGAGUGUUCCGGAGUGAUAUAUCAUCUAACGUUCGUAAAAAAGUGCUAAACAGGCUUAAUGCCAUUGAAAAGCAAUUGAAGGAAAACGGUGAGGGGUCCGUAAAGCCAAGAACCUCCGGUGUCAGCAGUGUUGCUGCUGCUACCAAUGGUAGUUUGAGCACUGCAACCACGUUUGUCGGUAAUGGCAGCAAUGGUCACAAUGUACAUUCAAUUGAAAGGCCCACGCCGUUCCCAAUGCAAGAUUCUUUACCAUUAGUCGAUGAAUCAUCUUCAUCAUUAACAACAUUACAACAACAGCAACCACAUUCCCAAUCUAGGGUUUGUAAUGUAUGUGGAGGAACACGGUUUGCAACUGAUCAAACACUGUCGUUCAAUCAAGCUCCUCAAAACGUGAAAUACUACUGUUUGGACUGCGGUGCGUUGUACACCUCAUUGAGGUGA
This is a messenger RNA of Kluyveromyces lactis, 2559 nucleotides long. Its product is annotated as WD40 repeat domain-containing protein. Lineage: Eukaryota; Fungi; Ascomycota; Saccharomycetes; Saccharomycetales; Saccharomycetaceae. The record is from RefSeq and is a predicted model, not a curated record. The coding region runs from base 1 to 2559 and encodes 852 amino acids. Gene Ontology annotation, molecular function: protein binding. The transcript has a single exon.